This is a messenger RNA of Aspergillus tanneri, 762 nucleotides long. RefSeq names its product sulfotransferase family protein. Lineage: Eukaryota; Fungi; Ascomycota; Eurotiomycetes; Eurotiales; Aspergillaceae. The transcript is spliced from 3 exons. The record is from RefSeq and is a predicted model, not a curated record. The coding region runs from base 1 to 762 and encodes 253 amino acids.
AUGCCACCAAGAGUCAUUGGCGCAGGCCUCCCAAGAACCGGGACCUCCUCACUGACAGCUGCUCUGCAAGCGCUAGGAUGUGGCCCCGUGCUGCACGGUCACGCUGGAGAUGGAUAUGCGUAUCUGAAGCUAUUGCGCGCCAAAAAGUCACACCCCGACAAGGAUAUCCACGAACUCCAGAGGAUUACUGGAGUUUCACUUGCCAAUCUGGUUGCGCCGUACAAUGCCACCACAGACUCCCCAGCCAUGGACUUCACCGCGGAAUUACUCGAGCUCUACCCCGACAGCGUCGUGAUUCUUUCUGUCCGGGACUCGGAUGAGCAGUGGUGGACAUCUUUCUAUGAGACUUUUGGGGUCUACUUCGGUGAUAAUUUGCAGGGACUCCUGCUAAGACUUCUCAUCUGGCCGGUCUGGAGCAUGUCCCCGACAAAAGAAGUUGUCGCCGAAUAUAUUGCGGGUUGGAAACGCCGCUACGGUUGUUUUACAUCGGACAUUCAUAGCAUACACAACGUCCGGAUUCAGCAGCAAGUCCCUCCCGAUAGACUACUCGUUUACAAUGUGAAGCAGGGAUGGGAUCCGCUCUGCAAGUUCCUGAAUGUCCCAAUUCCGAAUGAGCCCUUUCCAAACGUGAACGACAAAAAGGAGAUGUUGGCCAACGUAAACAAGUCCUGUCGCAAGGGCUACUACAUCUGGGCCUCCAUCCUUUCAGUCGCUGUCAUGGCUAUUUACAGGGCAUAUGAGCCCAUGGUGGUUAAAGUUUAG